Molecule: messenger RNA, 4330 nt
Organism: Thunnus maccoyii (southern bluefin tuna)
Lineage: Eukaryota; Metazoa; Chordata; Actinopteri; Scombriformes; Scombridae
Gene: e2f7
Product: E2F transcription factor 7
Exons: 13
Coding region: 267-2627 (786 amino acids)
Biological process (GO): regulation of transcription by RNA polymerase II
Cellular component (GO): RNA polymerase II transcription regulator complex
Molecular function (GO): DNA-binding transcription factor activity, RNA polymerase II-specific; RNA polymerase II cis-regulatory region sequence-specific DNA binding
Source: RefSeq, a predicted model, not a curated record
CAGACGCCAGAGAGCGCCAGAAAACAAGCUUGAGCGGGUGAAGCUAGAGUCUCGCCGGGACAGUACAGAGUGUCUGCUAUCCGGGUAGGUGCCUUAGAGAACCGGAGCUACAGGCUGAGGAGGGCUGCCCGCUUAUUUUAAAAGAGGGAAACUAGCUGCUAUGGUGGUCUGAAGAGAACUUGGCGCUGACACAGCUGUAUAACCACCGGACACAGGGCCACAGUGGGAUAUUUAAUCCAGAGAAGCGGUAGAGAAAGUUUUUCCAGAUGGAAGUUGAAUGUCUAGCACUGAAAGACCUCACAAGUCCAAGGAAAAGUUUCCCCAUGGACCCGGAGGAGGAUGGGAGCCAAAGUGAACAAAAGGAAAACAUAUGCACAGGAAGGAGGAGAUCCACACCAAUGAAGUCUGCUGAAUCCGCCGUCCCCAGUUUGCUGAUAAACAGGAAAGGUGCCACACCUGACCUGGCCCACAUCACCCCCAUCAAACACACGGCCUUGGCUGAGCCCUGGACGCCCACAUCCAACCUGAAGAUGCUGAUCAGUGCGGCUAGUCCGGACAUGCGGGACAGAGAGAUGAAGAAAGUGCUGUUUAGGCCCAUAGAGAACGAGAAGGACAAACCCGCAAGUCCAGAUACUGUGGCAGAAGAUACGGAGGUGGAAGACUCUUGUCAGUUUGAGGCUGUGGAGGAAGAGGAUGACGCAGAGAAAAAGCCGAGCAGGAAACAGAAGAGUCUGGGUCUGCUGUGCCAGAAGUUCCUGGCCCUCUACCCGGAUUACCCACCGCCACACGACACCAUUUGGAUCUCACUGGACGAGGUGGCGACCAGUCUGGGAGUGGAGCGACGGCGCAUCUACGACAUCGUCAACGUGCUGGAGUCUCUCAUGAUCGUUGGCCGGAUAGCCAAGAACAGCUACACCUGGCACGGUCGUCAGCGGCUGGAGGUCACGCUGGAGGACCUGCAGCGGAGGGGCCGUCAGCAGGGUUACCACCUCCAGAUGGAGCUCGCCGCAGAGGCCAGGGAGGCCGGGCCGGGCCGCGAGGACGACGGAGGGGAAGGAGACGCCGGCCAUGCUGCAGGAAACAGAAAAGACAAGUCUCUGCGUAUCAUGAGCCAGAAGUUUGUCAUGCUGUUCCUGGUGUCCAAAACUCAGACUGUUACUCUGGACACAGCAGCAAAGAUCCUCAUCGAGGAGAGUCAGGACUCAUCAAGUCACAGCAAGUACAAAACCAAGGUGCGGCGUCUGUACGAUAUUGCCAACGUGCUGACCAGCCUGGGCCUCAUAAAGAAGGUCCACGUCAGAGAGGAGAGAGGCAGGAAGCCCGCCUUCAAGUGGCUCGGUCCGGUCGAAUUCAACAACUCCGGAAAUACUGUGAACGUAGCGGUCAUCGCUCCGCCUGAAGCCACGCAGCCGAUAGCAGGCCAGGACCUCAGGAAAGCCAAGAUGGCACGCCACGCCUCUUUUAACAUCACACCAACUUCUAUGGCCGUCCAACGGCAGAUCAACUCAGCCCCCAGCAGCCCACGAAGGGAACUGACCGGUCUGCCAAAUCAGCCUGUGGAUUAUUCCAGAAAGACUACAAGCAACAGUGCAGUGUGUCGACUGCAGUUUGGAAACAGCACAGAUAACCAGACCAGCCAGCUGCCUCCGUCCUCCACACAGCCCACCCUGCUGGCACCCACCCUCUACCCAGAGCACCUCUUCCAAUCUUCCUCUUCUCCCCACUGCCUGGCCUACCUGCCCAGCUUGUCCCAGCCCUCUGUGGUCAUGCUGUACAGGGCGCCAGACAAGCCCGACAAGAUCCCUGAAGGUCAGAGGUCGCCUUCGUCGGAGUCUGAGGAGGGGAGGAAGAGAAGGAGGGAGGAAAGGGAAGAGGAGGAGACGGUGGCGAAAAAGAAGGGAACUUCUGGGUUAGAAGAAUGUGACAAGAUGAGAGCUGAACCUCACAGGGAGCCAGCAGAGUGUUUACAGACCAGUACCACCAGGACUUCACCCAGUCACCAGACAGGCCUCUCCAGAGAGGCGUUAGAUGAGAGUCAAGCUGGCGGCAGCAGCAGCAGCGAACCUGCUCAGCCAUCACACUACCUCUAUGUACCCAACAAUGCAGGUCUGAACAGCCUCAACUUCCUCCUCUCUGCCGGCCAGCCAGCAGCCGGUCUUGCACUUCCCCCCAGCAGCGUUCCCACCCUGGCGCUGCCUUACGUCCUGUUGCCCCAUUACCCCCUGGUGGCCAACAAUCUGCAACAGCAAGGCUCUGACACCAAACUGAGCUUCAGCCUGCCUACAAUGAUGCCACCAGCCCACUUCAUGGUGGGGGCUGCGCCGUACGGCCUGGCAGCAGAGAUCAACAGGUCACCCGUUACAACUCCGUCCACGCCAGAACAGAGCAAGCUGUACGUGUCAGCGGCAGGCACUCCACACUCUCCCUCAAGACCACGACACACCGUCAGCAUCGCCACGCCGGAACCACUGACUCCGCACACUCCAAACGAGACCACAGUGUCUGCUUCUAAGGCUUUCUUCCAGACCCCAGGCACACUGGGAAAUGUAGUCAGUGCCGCACCUGUCGCCCGAAAGAGAGGCUCUGCACAGAGGAGACUGGACAUCGGCCACCCACCGGCCAGUUAGACAUCUGUGGAGAUGGGAUAUGUGGCUAACAUGCUGUCGUGGCACAGGCUGGUUAGAAUGAGCUCUGAUGCAAUAACGCUCAGGUGUUAGCCCUAAAACUGACGAAUAUGGUGCUCUGUUAGUUAUUAAUUAAGUUUUAUAAGUUUUAAAUUAAGGGUUUCUUUUCAAAAUGCAAGAAUAUCCAUUUUAGCAAGACCAUUUGCUAAGACUUCAAAUCUUUCCUACAAGAUAAAAAAAAAAACAGAUGUAAGCAGAGGUCUCAUAAUUUUGUACAAAUGACUGAUUUUCCCCAAAUGGUGGAUAUUUCAUUUUGAAAUGGAACUCUUGUUACUUCUUGUUAUGUUAACAGUUCAAAUGUGCCUCAUGGUUAAAUUAUGGGACACUAGAUUUCAUAAUGAAUGAGUGAAACAGUAUUGCCAAUAUAACAGCGCCCUCCUAUGGUGGGAGUUGGCCACUGUGGUAUUUCAGCCUUAAUUUGCCCUCCCAGACAUGAUCAAGCUACCUAAUUCCCCAUCAAUGUGUAUUAUAGCCCAAUUGCUAUUUAUAUUUUAGCUAAUAUAUGUUGAUUACAGGGACUGUAAUGGAACGUUACAUUUUUUUUAGCACUAAGUAUUUGAUGAACUUGCAUCUAAUUUUUAAAGUGAUUGUCUUUAGUUGGCCCCUGCAGGUUUUGUUGCAUGAUCAAGGUAUCAUAGGAACUCUGACAGUAGCAGACAAUCUUCUUUUAGCUUAUUUCAGACUUUACUGUGAGGAGAAAAUCACUAAAGCCUUAAAAUGUUUACAGCCAACCAACCGUUCAGCAGCACCACAACGGUGUGAAUAACUCAAGGACUUCUUGAAGCACAACAGAGGAUGGAUGUUACUAGUGAUGUGUGUGUGUGUGUGUGUGUGCGUGUGUGCGUGUGUGUGCUCACUGAGUAUCUGCAACCAUAGUGCUUUAUGGUUAAACACCAAACCCUUUAGCUCUGUUACUGGUGAUAUUGGUGAAGGACCAUGUGAUAUGUGAUGAUGCUCUCAGGUACUUGAAUACUUGUGACUUCUGGAGAAAUAUCAGAGUACUGUAAAGAACGUUUUAUCCAUUAUUUAUCCAGAAAAAGAAGACUGAGCUUACCGUUUAUGCUGUUGUCUACUUUUUUUUUUUUUUUAAUUCACAUUCAUAAAGUCCGACACAUUUAAGAUGCCCAGUAUGACUACAAUCAACUGUUGGCUGGUGCAGUUUGGGGUUAAGUGCCUUGCUUAAAGGCACCUUGCUGAGUGAAGAUAACUAUUUUUGUCUUUUAUUGCCUCAGUACACAUUUUUCUCAGGUUGUUCAGGGAUUUGAUUCCAGACAACCCAACCAAAAUAUAGGUGCUCUGUACAGACAAGCCACUGGGAAUCAUUCAGGAGCACUUAGCUAUGUCACACCAAAGGGUGCUCAGAUAAUCCACUCUGACCAGUGGAUCUGUAGGCAUUAAUGUCAGUCGUAUGUCAGUCAUUAUUUUUGUACAUUGUAUCCAUAGUGUCAUUUAAUACUUUCAUAUGCAGAAUGUUAAAGGCUGCUUUACUGUUUUUAAAAUAAUGAUUAUUGCACUGCUAGUUUUAGUAGUUGUGUCUGCUGAGCUGUUCCUUCACUGUAGCUCUGCUCUCUCUGUAGUUAUGGGCCAAACUGGUUUUCUUCUAUAUGACUUUCACAAACUUGAAAUAAAAUGUAUGUAUGAACUCU